Messenger RNA from Wasmannia auropunctata (little fire ant), 1226 nucleotides. RefSeq names its product juvenile hormone epoxide hydrolase 2-like. The transcript is spliced from 4 exons. Bases 377 to 1123 code for a protein of 248 amino acids. NCBI's taxonomy places the organism in Eukaryota, Metazoa, Arthropoda, Insecta, Hymenoptera, Formicidae. The record is from RefSeq and is a predicted model, not a curated record. Gene Ontology annotation, biological process: epoxide metabolic process. Gene Ontology annotation, molecular function: epoxide hydrolase activity.
ACGUUGCCCUUCCCGGCAACGUUCCUCGAGACGAAUAAAUCGAUCGCGCGUAGAAUAGCUGAAAGAUUAAAUUCGACUGCGAAGCUUUUUAAACGCCAAUCCAGAAGUUUCGCCUUUCUUUUUGAACUGCAUACGGUACGCAAAUUUUCAAAAUUUUGACGCCCGUAACAUAUAAUACAUAUUGCCGUGCUCCUCAUUGGAUCACGCAGCUGUAGGCUGUAGUCAUCAAUUCGCGAUGUGAUAAUGCGUUGUGCUUGGUCACGCCGUAAUCGGUAGAUGGGUAGAUCAGUACGGUGCAGUACGUACUGAUACUUGUCGGCGAGUGAAUGCGUAUAGUAUAUUGUGUUCGAACGACAUAUUAACACUUGCUUAAAUAAUGGUUUGUCUCCUGUGUGGCGCGUUUCUCCUCGGUUGCUGCGCGAUGCUGUUUACUCUAACGAGAAGGUACUUUUGCUCCCGUGGAGCGCCGAAGUUAACGAAGUUACCGGAAACCUGGUGGACGCCCGGCACCGAGGGCUCUGUCAACAAUGACAUUAGACCGUACAAAGUUACUUUUUCCGAAGAGGUGAUAAAAGAUUUAAAAUAUCGAUUAGAGCAUACUAGACCUUUGACACCGCCAUUGAAAGACGUCGCCUGGAAUUACGGUACUAACACCGACGCCCCAUCGUAUAUCAUCGAGAAGUUUUCCACCGGCACAAAUGUGUCUUACAAAUACAGGGAAGACGGUGGAUUUCUGGAGAAAUAUACGUACGACGAGUUGAUCGACAAUCUAAUGAUCUAUUGGGUGUCGAAUAGUAUGACUACGGCCAUGAGAAUAUAUGCUGAACAAUGCACCAAGUCGAAUAUAUCCCUGUUGGCGAUCCUGGAUUCGAUACCCGUUAAAGUUCCCAGCGCCUGUGCGCAAUUCCCUCAUGAAAUCAUGGAACAAAGUCCGGACGAACUGAGAACACGAUUCGUGAAUCUCUUACGAAUUACCAAAAUGCCUCGAGGUGGUCAUUUCGCGGCAUUCGAGGAGCCCGAGUUACUCGCAAAUGAUAUAUGGAUUUCUAUCGACGAGAUGGAGAAGUGGAACAAAAAGCACAGGGAAACAAUCAUUUACGAAGAAGAGGACAAACGUUCAUAAACGAGAAAAGCAUAAACGCGAAUUAUUUGAAAUUAUAAGGAUAUAAUCUAUUUUUAACUCUUUUAUAAAGAUUUGCUAUUUACAGUUUGUUUAUAUAACAUAA